Molecule: messenger RNA, 855 nt
Organism: Salvia hispanica
Lineage: Eukaryota; Viridiplantae; Streptophyta; Magnoliopsida; Lamiales; Lamiaceae
Biological process (GO): thylakoid membrane organization; chloroplast organization
Cellular component (GO): chloroplast
Source: RefSeq, a predicted model, not a curated record
UCACGUGCGAUGCACACUGCAUAAAAGGCCUUUGUCAUCUAAUAAUCUCCUCUCUUCUUUUGCUGACCUCUCUCGCUCCCUCCGGUUCGCUCCUCUGCCAUUCCGGCCGAUUCCAGGUGGUAUCUGUAAUAAAGAAGGAUAUGUCACUCAUUGCCACUGUUUCCAGUCCAAUUGCAUCACCAUGUCUUGUACAAUCACAAGACCGGUAUUUGAAGCCACAAAAGAACGUCCAAGCUCCAGUUCGAGUAAAGCCUCUUUGCUUGCAGUUUCAUUCACUUGAAAGGCAAAGAAUCAUUACUCAUUCUUCCAGAGUUAAACGUGCUUCUGUGAUAUGUGCUGCUGCUCUGAGUGCCACCUGUGCUUCAGAACAAACGCAAACUGUGACUCGCCAGUCAUCUACCAUAACAGUUGCACCCAUCCAAGGAAAAGAAAAGUCUCCAGAUCUAGAUGAUGGUGGAGAUGGAUUUCCACCCCGUGAUGAUGGUGAUGGCGGCGGCGGGGGUGGUGGUGGUGGCGGAAACUGGUCCGGUGGGUUCUUCUUCUUUGGCUUCCUUGCUUUUCUGGGUUUUUUGAAAGAUCAAGAGAGUGAAGGGACCUACAGAGAUGAAAGGAGAAGAUGAGAGAUAUUAUGUGUUCCGUGAUGCUAUAUCGCUUCCUCUUUACCUUUUACACUUUUGGUUAUUGGAUGAUCUAUGUCUUGCUCUAUACUCUCUGGGUGCUUUAGUAGGAUAUAGAAUGUAGCUGUGGAAUUUCUGGUGACAAAAAAUGUACCGUGCACUAAUUAUAGUCUUCUUCAGCUUGAAUUGAAAGUUGAGAGAGAAGUAAUAUGAUCCAUUGCAAUUAUUUUGUCGAUGA